Messenger RNA from Cuculus canorus (common cuckoo), 4845 nucleotides. It is a transcript of the gene CIMIP5, whose product is annotated as chromosome 3 C2orf50 homolog. The record is from RefSeq and is a predicted model, not a curated record. Bases 400 to 891 code for a protein of 163 amino acids. Lineage: Eukaryota; Metazoa; Chordata; Aves; Cuculiformes; Cuculidae. The transcript has 3 exons.
AUAGGCUCAGCAGCAAUCUCCACAGCACCUUUUGUUACCAAACCAGGCUUUAUUGUUCUGAGGAUUUUGAAUAGAGAUUUCGCAAGCUGAGAGUCUGUUGGUUACAGAUGGAUGGCUUUCAGUAAUAGUCGUUUCUUACAAAAUUACUGUUACCAUGAAAAUUCCUUCAGCGUUCAAGCAACGGAGCAACAUAAAGUAGUAGGAAAUGAGCAUUAAAUAAGAGGGAAGUAAAACAGUGCCGAGCACUGCCUGUGAGUGCUACUGUGCACGUUCCUUUCCUGAAAGCACUCGGAAGUAGCAGCUAAAAGAAAAUGUUAGAAGAGAAAAAGCUUUGAAAGUGCAAACAAUAGCAGAUUUAACUUUCCUAACAAUAUACCUAACAACACAGUGAGUCUCAAAAUGGGCAAGCUGGAAAGGGGUUUUGGAUUCAGGAGAAAUACGUGGGUUAGGUCUUGGCAACCAGCAACCACACCUCUAAGGCAACCAGCAUCAGCUCCAUCUGUGUCUCUCGGCAGCACUCAACCCAGAAGACCUGUUGUUGCACAACCGGCUGCUCAGGCCUGGGCAGACGAGCAGGCAGCACCGCAACAGGACCACGUUCGACAGGAUAAGAUUUGGAGAGAGGCUGUGGAGGCUGAACAGAGAGCAAGGAAAAUCUGGUACCAGAAUUGGAGUUUUCUAAAGGACUAUGACCAAAUGGGUAAGAAAAAGGAGCAGAAGCCUCUGCCAAACUAUAUACCUUUGUUCUCAAGCAAACUUCCCAACUCAACCAACCAGACUAUUGGCAGUCGAAUAAAUACGGAACUUGGCAGGGCUCUGAUAAACAUGGAUCACUUCUUCAGCAGCGGAGCACGAAAGAGGAAACUUGAGGAUGAACUCCAGUUUUCCUAGUGCUUCAGCAAAAAUAUAACAGAAACAAAGCAAGUUGAACAGUUCUAGCCAGCAGACUGCACAGUAUCUAAAAAAAAAAAAAACCUCAAUCUUUUACUCAGACCAAAAUUACUGUCUAGCAUGGAUUUUUUUUUCAUAAGCAAAGACGGAUGUUGUCCAACAAUGCCGUAGGAGACAAUUGUUUUCAUAUCUGGGCUAACUGGGCCAUAGAGAGAGAGUUAGGACCACAGAUCUCAUCUGUUUUGCCAUGCAAGUCUACAGCAACUUUACCAGUAGCUUCAGAGAGAGAAAGAUCACAGUCAAAAGGCAAUUUCUUCCUGAAUUUUCACCUCUUGAAAAGAAACAAUUAAUAAAGACUAGCUCAGAUGAGUCCCAACAACAACAUACUUUCAAUUUGUCAGUGCAAUAAAAUGCAGUAGCUUGUUGCAUUUCACAGUUAGCCAAGUAUUCAUCAGCCUCUGUCAUCCGCAUGUUGAAGCUUGCUCUAAAGAACAAAAUUUAAGGCACGUGAGAUGCGUUCUGUGCUUUUCACCCCUUCUUACUGAGGGAAGGAGGCCAAAUUUUUUUCACACUAGUUUUAGUUUUUGUUUCUUUAGAUUUUCUGCUCUCAAACUCCUUUUUCUUACUCUUUUUUUUUCUGGUUUAGCUGAUGGAAACUCUUUGAAAAGAAAGUAGGCUUUCACAUUUUGCUUUGAAGGCAUGUUGGCUCAGCAACUGGUCUUACACUCUUACAGUCAUCAACCUUUAAUUUAACAAGUUCACAGUUCCUAAAAUCUGUGGUUGCCCAGGGAAAUCAUCAUCAAGCUAAACUGACACCAUACCUAAAGCCUGUUCACUAGUGCAUCUUCAUCACAUAGAUGCAAACUUUAUGAUCUUUGUUUAUGUUCUAUGGGGGAAAAGCUGUAGUCAGCAGAGCAUGGAGAGUGUACCUGCAAUACCUGCCUUUGGAACUGUACGUAGCUUCUGUAGGACUGUCUUCAGUCCUAGGUGGAAAAGACACAGAAGCCAUUAGCAUUACCUUGAUGCAACAGGUUGGUGUCUCACUCAACCCAGGAGGAGAAGCGCAUACUAAUGCUUUGCAGCUAAGGUUAUUUGGUUUUAUGAUUAGACUUCAGCAGCAGGAGGCAUUUCAUAAGGACAAGAGGUGGUAUGGAACAGUGUGAUCACUGUUGUGAUCUCUAGAAAAAAAACAAUACGCUGGAAUAAGGGGAGCCAAACCCCAGUCACUGAAGUCACAGCACAACAGUUCUCCUCCUGGCUUCCACAAUGAAGUGAGAACUGGAAGAUUAAGGCUUUCAAGAUGACAGCUAAGCUACCUAGACAGAGGAGGGAAGACAACAUCACGCAAUCAGGCCAGGGAGGAGGACUGAUUCCACUCUACGCAGACAUGAAUAUCCAAUUUUGGUAGACUACUGUGUUCAGAUACACCAAAUGGGAACCUACUGUUUCAAAAAGAUACCUUCUUGUUCAGUUAAAAUGCUUUCUACUCUCUCCUGCAAGCAGAAAACUGCACCAGCAACCAGUUUAUCUUCAAACAUCUGAAAGAGGGAGAGGGGAGGACCUUUCCUUGUUCCCGUGUUGUCCAGAGUUACUUCCAAAAACUGCACAGGCUACUCAGAGGUUACAUAUUUAUUGGCGUUUGCAUAAUAGUGGAAGUCCCUUGCAUGCCUCACUCUGAGGUACACUGAGCUGCCUCAAUUUUGCCAUGGGUCACAAACUCUAUAUUGAGUGGUAGAUGUCCAACAUCUGUCAGGUUGAAGUUCCUAAUUGUGGAGGAACAUUUGUAGAGCAUGUGAAUUUCGUUUUUCAGCAUGAAGGCAGAGCUCUAUGCUUGCUAACCUCCAGGUGGCACUCACUCACCACUAAGUAAUCAACUAUAAAGGACACUGAGUUUUGGCAGGACAGUGUUACCCAAUUCCUUUUUAGUUUCCAGGGACAUUAAAUAAUUUCAGAUUGUCCACUCUCUUCGCCCUGUGUGAAUCCAAAUAACCCCUCUCCCAGAGUCCCUGCAGACUGGAGAGUACGGGAAAGAGUUCCAAGCAGUGCAUGAUUUAACACUCCCACUCCAGUGAGCACUGGCAUUGUUUAGGCUGAAGCGCUUUUCCCAGUUUUGGACAAGACCUUCCAUGUCUUGCCCUGAAGAUGUGGGCCACUAAGUGGAGUCUAGAGAAGCGAUGAUGGUAACUGGAGUAUGGGAAGAUAUGGCUUAUGAAGAAAGAUUAAAAGACUGUGAAAGUUUAACCUGAAGAAGUAGUCUAGAAAGAGGACAGAAUUCUUUAGAUAUAUGUAUAGCUCUGGAAUGAGAAAAGGAAUCAUUUUGUACCUCAUGUGAAUGACAGACCAUAACAGCUUAAACUAUAGCAAGGAAAAAUCAUGUUAACUUUUGGACAAGCUAGUGGUAAGGCUAUUGUGGCAUUGGAAUAGAUUCCCUGAGGGAUCUCCACCUUUAGACACACACAUCAGUCAAGAAUGAUGUAUUUAAUACGGUUUGUCUUUUAGUGUCUAAAUUGAAUGACCAUCUGAAGACCUUUUCAUCAAUACUCCAAUCUACGCCAGAGUUGUUGGAAUCCGAACACAGUUUGCAAACAUGAUUUUUCGAACACACAAAAAAGAAUUUCAACAAAAUCUUAUUUCACUUCCACCAGGCUUAAAUAGAUUGCACUUCUAAAAUGCAGAUUAAUCACCUAAUUAUUUGAUAGAAAAUAUAUUUCUAAUUAUCCUAACUACUCAUGCAGAAAGUGCCCUUCCAAAGUCCAGACAUGCCCCUUUUUAUCACACUCAUCUGGGAGGCCUGACCAGUGGCCUCCUGAUAGCCAUGUUAAGAACACAUCUCAAAGAGCACACUCAUGUCAUUAUGUCACAUUGACGAGCGGCAGUAACUAAUUUUCUUUCAACAGUUUCAGGAAGCCUUUAUUAAUGAAGUGUAGUCCUGACCGUGUCCUUAAUCAGGGACAGCACCUGCUGAGACGUCAGGCGGCUCCUGCAGUGGAGACAUGGAUACAGCACAGUGAGACCCUCAUGCUCUCCUGCACCACCCCUCAGCUGUACCUCUUUGCACAGAUCACUUCAGUCCAAUAGAUCCCAACAGGAACGUCUACAGGUAUACCUGAAGCAGAGCAAAAAUACACAAGGAUUUUUGGCUUAUUCAUCAAAGUGUGCAAGCUUGGAAAACGUAUCUCAGUGCCUUGUUGCAAGAUCACAGCAACUCACAAUGGUAUUGCCUCUUUUGAAAUACUGGUGGGCAACAACUAGACAGGAACAGCUCUGUUCACCUCCAAAACUCCAGUUUGUUCCUAUUUCCUGUUGAAAUCAAUAGCAACUCUUAGGCAUUUGACAUCUUAAUGACUACCUCUAAGUGAUUUUUUCGAGAACAAAAGUUUCCCAUGUGGAAUAGAUCUGAUAAUCCAUGUGAUAUGGGAACACUGUGUUUAUCUGGAUACCUUGUUUUCUUCAAUUAUUAUACUUUCCUUGGAAAUGUAAAUUAUUUUCUGCUGCUGCAGUUAGGCUUCCUCUGGUACCUAGCAUUACAUUUCAGAAGUUGGUUUGGAUGUCUCUACAUGUAUAGCGACCUCUGGAAAAGACCUUUUAGGAAUAACCAAGGUCCUAAUCCAAACUGCCUUAGUAUCUGCAGGCAGAAGGCAGCAAUCAGAUAAUUCUCCAGAUGUCAUUUUCAUGCCUACUUUAACAAUCAUUUUUCUUUUACCAUAAUUAACUUUUCCAGCUAAUCCUUACUUACCAAGUAGUCUCUUAGAAAGAACGGAUGAUAUGAUAACAGCACUGAAAUCUGUAAAUAAUCAGUGGAAAUUCCAUUUAUUAAAGAGACUGCGCAGAUAUUAAACUGUGUUGUAAGCUUCUUGUAAAGAGUUCUUAUGAUGUAUCACUUGUGCUUCAGUUUUAUCAGCUUUUAUCCUUUUUGUUGCCAGAUCUCAAACAAGAGAUUAUACAUGUUUAGAC